UUUUGGGACUAGAUGGUGCUUUUAUGAAAGGACCCUUUCCAGGCCAAGUACUCACAGCAGUUGGAUUGGAUUCAAACAACGGCAUAUACCCACUUGCAUAUGCCAUUGUUGAGACUGAAAAUAUGAGUAGCUGGAAAUGGUUUCUAGAAUGCUUGGGAGAUGACUUAGAGUUGCACUCAAAUUCUAACUUUACUUUCAUGAGUGAUAGACAAAAGGUACUAUUUUCUUCUUUUUGUAUUACUAAUAGUUUAUUUGUAUAUGAUGGUUGCAAUGAUUAUGUGGAAUAAUCCUUUACAGGGACUCUUACCUGCUAUUGCACAACUAUACCCACAGGCUGAGCAUCGAUUCUGUCUAAGACAUAUUUAUGAGAACAUGAGGAAAAAAUGGAAAACAAAAGAGUAUAAAGAUCACUUAUGGCAAUGUGCAAUAGCAACCACAGUACCAGAAUUUGAACACUACAUGAAUGAACUUAACAAGUUUGAUAAGGAUGCUUUUGAGUGGUUGAAGAAAAUCCCCCCUCACCAUUGGGCCAGAAGCCACUUUUCAGGCAGAGCAGGAUCAGAUAUAUUGCUCAACAAUUUAUGUGAAGUUUUCAACAGUAAGCUUAUUCAUGGUAGGAAUAAGCCCAUCAUAAGUUGUCUUGAGUACAUCAGGUAGUACCUAAUGAAGAGGAUCUGCAAUGUGAAGAAAGUGAUGUCCAAAGCUCCAGGUCCACUCACUCCAACAGCAUCAAAGUUACUUGAGAGAAAUAGGGAAGCUUCAGUCCAAUAUAGAGCUAGAUGGAAUGGGACUGCAAAGUAUGAAGUUUAUGGUCCUUGGCAU
Messenger RNA from Lactuca sativa (garden lettuce), 822 nucleotides. The record is from RefSeq and is a predicted model, not a curated record. NCBI's taxonomy places the organism in Eukaryota, Viridiplantae, Streptophyta, Magnoliopsida, Asterales, Asteraceae.